AUGGCUUAUAAUUGCGAUGAUCCUAAUCGAUAUUACGAUGUACUUGUAGAAACAAAAUCAAACAAAACAUUUAUAUCAGGUACUACAAUGUCAGCUAUACCAAACGAAACUUUAAGAUCGAAUCCUGUCGUACAACCAUUGAACAUUUCUUAUGGAGAUAGGCUUAUUACGGACGCCGAUAUGGAACGCAUAGUUAAAGAAGCACUCAUAGAUCAAGAAUGUACGAAACUUGACUUAAGAUCAAAUAGAAUAACGCAUGCGGGUGCCGCAAUACUUGCCAAUGCAUUAAGAAAUAAUAGGACUCUCACUGUUCUAUGUCUCUACGACAACGAAAUUGGAGACAGAGGAGCACAACAUUUGGCUGAUGCAUUAAAAUCUAAUACAGCACUCACCAUAUUAAACCUUUACAAAAAUAUAAUCGGACCUAUUGGAGCACAAUAUCUGGCUGAUGCACUACGACAUAACAGAACACUCACCACACUGUAUCUCUACAACAAUCAAAUAGGAGAUACAGGAGCACAAUAUCUUGCUGAUGCUUUAAGAAAUAAUGCAACACUCACGUCACUAAACAUUUGGAACAACAAUAUUGGACCUAUUGGAGCACAACAUAUUGCUGAUACAUUAAGACAUAAUACAACACUUACAGGACUAUAUAUCCAAUACAAUAAUAUUGGACCUGUUGGAGCACAACAUCUAGCUGAUGCAUUAAUAAAUAACAGAACACUCAACACAUUAAAUCUCCAAUACAAUCAAAUUGGAGACACAGGAGCACAAUAUCUUGCUGAUGCAUUAAAAACUAACACAACACUCACUUCGCUAAAUAUUUAUGUGAAUGAUAUCGAAUACCAGCUUGAAAACAGCAUCAAGCAGCUGAUAGAACGGAAUCAGCAAAGUAAAAAGUAG
This is a messenger RNA of Rotaria socialis, 903 nucleotides long. Lineage: Eukaryota; Metazoa; Rotifera; Eurotatoria; Philodinida; Philodinidae. The record is from the annotation of a GenBank genome assembly.